Mugil cephalus (flathead mullet) is the source of this 3818-nucleotide messenger RNA. RefSeq names its product somatostatin receptor type 1-like. The transcript is spliced from 3 exons. Bases 1131 to 2237 code for a protein of 368 amino acids. The record is from RefSeq and is a predicted model, not a curated record. Gene Ontology annotation, cellular component: neuron projection; membrane. Gene Ontology annotation, biological process: cellular response to glucocorticoid stimulus; neuropeptide signaling pathway. Gene Ontology annotation, molecular function: neuropeptide binding; somatostatin receptor activity. Lineage: Eukaryota; Metazoa; Chordata; Actinopteri; Mugiliformes; Mugilidae.
AGCAGCAGAGGAGGAGAGAAUGAACUGGAGGAGCAGAGGGACGAGGAGCUGGAUUCAGUCAGUCAGGCAGCGUCUGAUGGACACGAGGAUGGGGAGGAUGAGGAGACAGAAAAGACAAGAUUCUCCCCGUGAAGGAGGCGUGGAAGGACAGCGGCAGCAUCUCUGCAGCUACACAUAGACGUGCCUCUGGUGCAUUCCCCCGGCAAACCCUCCAUCAAUUAGAAAGGAGAGACUCUUCAGAAGAGAAAUGACAGGAGCAGAGCCGUGCAUCUGUGUCAGGAAGCCCUCUAGUGGCCACGGUGUUCUCAUUACCAACGUCCCAGAAAAUCGAAGCUUAUUGUGUCCCGAGGAGAGGUUUCAGCAAGAAAUGUGGCUUCUCUUCACUCUGUAAAAAGACCGCGAGCUCAACAAAACAACCUGAGCCCAGGAGGCGAACAACAGCACGUUUAGUCGAACAAUAGCUGCCAGAACAAAGAGUUUCAGUCGACAGAUUGAGUCGUGUACGGCAUCAUAAUGGCCUCAUCUGACUUUUCAUCAGAACACUAUGAAUGUUGUUACAUGCAACGGACGAGCAAUGACAGAUGCCUUAAAAAGAAGGUUUUCUGUUGCUAAGCGGAAGUGAAUGAUCAAGGUUGUCUGGACCCGUCCUGACACAAAAGAUCCAGGAAAAUGAAGGACAUGUGAACUGCGAAAACAGUGUCCAUGUUUUUCUUUCUUUUAUUACUCAAGAACAUCACUUUCUCUCCCAAUAUGAAGAUGUUCUUUGGUACUGUCUAUCCGUGGAUGUUUUCGUCAUGUACUUUCCGUCAAUGUCUGUGAGGAAUUUCACUUCAAACGUGUAAUUCCUCGACAAAGAAGAGACCAGGAUCUGAUCAGAACCACAAAAUGCCCAAAAAAUGCGAAAGACAGAUAACUGGACUUGUUGGGUUUAUUGAAGACGUUUCAAACAAGUCUUGACCGGAUUGGUGGAGGAGUUGGGGGUUUAAACAGGAAUAUCGGUGGAUGUUACCCAUCAGAAACUCGCAUGACUGGUGUCUGUUAACGGCCAGAUACUUACCUCUCGAUGGAGGAGACUGCUGUUUGAUCCUGUCAAGUAGAAAAUCUGCAUCACGUAUCCACCAAAGGUGACAAUGGAUUUUAAUGAGAGCCACGACUAUUGGGCCUAUCCAACGAGGUCGCCCUACAACGCAAGCAUGGACUAUGAGGACUACUACCAGGACACCAGCACCAGUAAAAUCAUUAUCCCAUCCAUCUACGCUCUCGUCUGUUGUGUGGGUCUCAUCGGCAACGCCAUGGUCAUCUACGUGAUCCUGAAAUACGCCAAGAUGAAAACAGCCACAAACAUUUAUAUUCUCAACUUGGCCAUCGCCGACGAGCUGUUCAUGCUGAGCGUUCCCUUCCUGGCCACGUCGGCGGCGGUCCGUCACUGGCCCUUUGGGUCGCUGAUGUGCAGACUGGUGUUGAGCGUGGACGGCAUCAACAUGUUUACGUCCAUCUUCUGCCUGACUGUGCUGAGUGUGGACCGGUACGUGGCGGUGGUCCACCCGAUCAAGGCCGCUCGCUACCGCAGACCGACUGUCGCCAAAGUGGUCAAUGUUUGCGUCUGGGGGCUUUCGCUCGUCGUCAUCCUGCCCAUCAUUAUCUUUGCAGACACCGUCCCCGCGCAGGAUGGUGGCGUGGACUGCAACUUCUUGUGGCCUGAGGCCGUGUGGUCAGAAGCGUUCGUGGUCUACACCUUCCUGCUGGGGUUUCUCCUGCCGGUCGGAGCCAUCUGCUUAUGCUAUUGUCUGAUGGUGGCCAGAAUGCGAGCAGUGGGACUGAAGGCUGGGUGGCUUCAGCGGCGGCGCUCGGAGAAGAAGAUCACGCGUAUGGUGCUUCUGGUCGUGACGGUGUUCAUUCUCUGCUGGAUGCCGUUCUACAUCGUCCAGCUGGUCAGCGUUUUCCACCGGCCUCCCGAUCCCAUGGUCACCCAGCUUUUCGUCAUCCUCAGCUACGCCAACAGCGGCGCCAACCCUAUUCUGUACGGCUUCGUGUCGGACAACUUCCGGCGUUCGUUCCAGCGCAUCGUGUGUUUCCGGUGGCUGGAGUCCGGGCUGGAUGCAGAACAGGUGGAUUACUGUGCUGUGGCAUUAAAGAGACAGGCAACGUGUAACCCCCUAGACUUCCCCAAGGACUGCAUGGCUUCUGAUAUGGUUUUCCGCAACGGGACGUACACCUCUCGUACAACUACGGUUUAACAUUCACCAAGGAUGAGAAUUAAAUGGGGGAGUAGCAGAUGUGUAAAGAUACAUUUCCCAGCCUUGGAUCUGCACAGAGGAAAUUAAUGACCAUGAACUGGUCAUAUCCUGUAAUCUCCUCGGCAGUGUGCCAAAAGAAGACUGAAUCAGCAACAUGUGAAUUCUCUGAUGUGUUCUAAGAGUUUUGGGACCUUAAAGUCACAGGCCACACUACUGAACACAACUUGAAUGUAAGCCCACAGUGGUAGUUAUUGGCUUAUAAACAUUUGGAUUCAGAAAUCGAACGAGACACUGAGAGGGCGAUGAAGAAAUAUUAAAUGUGAAAUGUUUUUGUCAGAGUUUAAUUAUUUAUUUAUGUGACUUAAAUGAACCGUCUACUGCUGAAUGGGUUAACACAAGUGUUACCGAGCCCACUGACAAAAGUACACUGACAUAUGUACACCGAUCAGCCACAACAUUAUGACCUUGUCUUGUAACAAUUCAAUGUUCUGUUGGGAAACUUUGACAUUCUUUCAUGUGGAUGAUACUUAGACAUGUGGCACCCACCUAGACCAGACCAGACACCCCCCACCCUGGAACAUGCCUGAUCUGACUCCAAAUUCGCUAGAUCCCAAAGUAUCUGUGGGAUGAUCCACAGAGGCCCCUCCCCUCAACCCGUAGGACCCAAGGAGGCACAAUGGAGACCUUCACAAUGUUUGGAAGGUGGUCACAAUGUAGAAGUCUAAAGGGGCAACUGACAUGGAUGGAAAAAUUGCCAAAAUGCUAAAGUCAACCGAACAUUGUUUGCCGCCUCCAGCACUAACCCCCGGUGUUGCCUAAUCAGUCAGGGAGAUUUUUUCAUAGUCGUAUAUAUAAUGUCCUACUGCUAUCUUUAUACAGAUAUUCGUUGUUAAUAUUUAAGUGUUGUUCUUGUGAAGCUGUGCAAAGGUUUUAGGCAGGUAACUAAGGAUGCUUUUUAAAAAAAUAUAAAUAAUAAAUUUGUAGUUGUGAGUAAUUGCACCUAACCUCCACCAUGCUUCCCCGUUGCCUGCAGAUACUCGUUAUCGUUCACGCUCUCCAUCUUCUGCUAAAGCCAAGUACUAUUUUUCAUUCUGACUCAUCAGUCCAGAACACCUGCUGUUACUCCUUGGUUCCCCAGUUCUUAUAUUCUCCUGCAUAGUUGAGUCUCUUUUCUUUGCUUCCUGGUGGGAGGUUUUGGAUUUUUGGCUGCGACUCUUCCAUGAAGUCACUUCUAGUCUAGAUUUCUCCAGACAGCUGAUGACUGUACCUGGGUUUUUCAUCUGCAAGUUUCCUAAACUCCAUCUACGAUCCUGCAAAACCCCUGACAGCAAGUUGUAGUAACUCCAGAUAUUGAUUUGCUGUUUUGUUUUUUGUUUUUUUGCCUAAAACUUUUGCACAGUCCUCUUUACCGUGAGAAACUAAGAAAGAAAUUAAAUGUUUACUAUUAAGUAUCAGCUCUCUCUCGUCUAAAUCUGUGUUUGUUAACGUUUCAGCAUAUUCAUUUGUUCUGUCCCGAUAUAUGAAUUCAUCUCCCUCUGUGUCCCAGCUGGGUCACCCCAUGUAACCCUGGUAGCGCUCAGG